This is a messenger RNA of Trametes versicolor FP-101664 SS1, 2409 nucleotides long. Its product is annotated as WD40 repeat-like protein. NCBI's taxonomy places the organism in Eukaryota, Fungi, Basidiomycota, Agaricomycetes, Polyporales, Polyporaceae. Bases 413 to 1918 code for a protein of 501 amino acids. The record is from RefSeq and is a predicted model, not a curated record. Gene Ontology annotation, molecular function: protein binding. The transcript has 9 exons.
GAGAGAGCGGGCGACGAUAAAAGAGCGGGCGACGAUAAAAAAGUGGGCAACGACUGUGGACCGACCAGCGGGCGACGUUUGCAGUUGCAGGGAUGGACAGCACACCGUCUGACUGAUAUGCUAGGCGACUUCAGUGAGGUAGAGGUCGGACGCCGGAUCCCAGUGUGACAAUAAGGCUCAGGCCGGUGGGAUAAGGGAAGCUUCAAAGACAAUAAGCACGGACAGUGCCCGCCGGUCGCUACAAGCAGAAGGAACGGCGGGCGCCCUACAUCUAAAAGACAAUAGGCGUAUUGUAUUGCAUCGCGCAGAAACGUGUCUGCUGACCUCCGGUAAUCCCAUGCGCCCACAAUACGAGCGCCCGCUGUACGAGGUGAAGCGCGACCAAGGAUGGAUUAUAUAGCCACGAUAGCGCAUGAGUGCUCGAACACCGUUCUCCACACCCACUGCCUCUUCCGUCCACUGUAACACCUGUGCUAUGUGGUUCACGCUAUUCUCUUCGACCAGGGGUCGAUACCGUGUGGUCAGCACUCUCCACGGCCAUACGAAGGGCGUCUUCUCGCUCGAUUUCUCAUCAGACGGAAGAUAUUUGGCCAGCGGGGGGGGCGAUGGUGUCAGGCUUUGGGAUAUGAAAACGAACGCUGCAAUCCGUACCCCGGAGUAUCGCAGUGCCUUCGGUCCGGUCUCGCAAGUCCUAUGGAUUCCGAUCCGCUCAGGGAUUCCGACAGUGUGCAGUGGGACCGGACUGGGGUACUUGUGUCUGUGGGCGCAGAAUGCAGGUAACGGCGCUUUCACGGAGGUCUUCGCCAAACGAUUGGGCGGCGGAGCUGAGAUCUUGGGGCUCGCGUACGAAACUGUGAGUCCGACGGAGACGCGUAUCGCUGUCUCGGACCGAAGUUGUUUCGUGGGGGUGUACUCCUACGACGGUCGGACUGAGUUACUCCCCAUCUUCACCACUCGUAUCAACAACUCCAUCCCUAUAUCGAUCUCCUUCGCGAAUGCGAAGGGACGAGAGGUCUAUGUUUUCGGACUGCACGACGGUACCAUGUACAAACUUUCUGGCACAGAUGGGAAGAUGAUUUCGUCCAGAAAUCUGAGCGAUAAGAUCGGGCAUGCUGCCAUCCACGCCAAACAGCAGCUCGUGGUGGUCGACAACGUCGGCAGCGGGUUCGAUGUCUGGAACCUGAACGGAGGGACGCACCAGCGCACCUUCCCCACCGGAAAGCCGACUCGCUUUCUACCAAGACAAGUUGGCUUUGCCGAUGAUGCGAAGGCCAUCGUGGGCGGAAGUGAUCACGGCGCCGUCUACGUCUUCGAUCGCAAGACCGGAGCCCCUCUGGACGUGUUGCGCCAUGCUCAGCAAGGCCUAGUGCAGACGAUAGCGACAACCGAACGAGAUGGCUACGCUGUGAUUGCGAGCGGAACAUCCUGCGGGACAGGAUUGAUCCUGGUGUGGCGCGCGAAGAAAACGGCUAUGGCUCCACCAAAGCCACAUCUGGCACUCACUCUGGGGAGCGUCGCGCAGUUUUGCAUCCAGUUGCUGAUGCUAGCGGCCGCCGCUGCUUUCGUCUGGCAAAAUCUGGGAGAUUGGCCAGAGGUUUCGACAUGGGUGCAAUCUGUAGAGGCUGCAGCUCGCGGCGCCAAAGUCCCGAUGCCGAUGGUCGAGGUCGCGCCAAGUCGCCGCGGCGCAUACGACGAUGCAGUGAAUAGCGAACUUAUCACCAGUCAGUCCUCGUCGAGCGUCGGGAAUGGCCGUGGCGCAACCCGCUGGAAAGAGUGGCGGACUUACGUGGAACCUCACGAAGCAGCGGAGACAUUCGCCAGCGACGCAUCGCGGCUGCAGAACACGCAGGAGGGGCGUAAGGAGCGGGGGACCUUGAAGUCGCGGGCGACUCUGGACAGCGCCGUCAUCGUGUUGUAGGAUAUUCGCAUAAUUGAAAGUUCAUUGGCAUGAGGAGCGAGCGUAGCUCGCGCGCAAGCAAUCUAACAUGCGUUGAAAUAUUAUGCUGAUCGCGCUGUGUCGGAGACCUCAACAGCGCACAAGAUUUAACUUUCAUUCUAAACGGAGUAUGCUAGGUUACUGCCCAGGAGGGUGGUCCAGCAAAGUAGGGAAGUACUCCAGUCGUGGUGCGGGUUGAACCACGCACUGACAUGGACCGAAGGUCGAGCGUAGAGUCAGAGCCAGGGAUCGACUUCUGCCAACGUACGUCCCUCAGAACGACAGAUAUGAUUCAUACUGAUAUGAUGUUGUUCGUGGGCGCCGUCGAGAAAGCAGACUCCGUCACGGUGCGGGUUCAACCACGCACAGACAUCGUGAUGUUGGUCUUGAGGUUCGUCGUCCAGUUGUUGUCAUGGUGCGGGUUCAACCACGCACAGACAUUUGAUCCGUACUGAGUUAGUCACAAGAACAAC